AGAUAGCAUUGAGUUGAUUGUAUGGUGAUUUACGUAUCAUUAUUGAUUGUUCUUGGUGAUUGUUUUUUGAUAAAUUUGCCGUUUACAAUAACAAAAUGUACAAGUAUCAAAAAACGCUCAACGAGUUGAUUAAAUAUCAAUUGUGUUGUUUCGUGAUCCCGUUAUGAGUAUACAGUUAACCACAUCAAAAUAUUUCUUUUUGUGACAAAAUAAUGCAUGCAUUCUCACUUCCAUAUAGUUCAUCUCCAAAGCAACAGCUCUCUAAAGUGGAUUUUAUUUCACACCACUAAUUAACUGAUUGACAUCAUGAGCUCUAUAAAUAAUUAUGGAUAUGAACCUAACAGCAGCCAAAUAAUAUAUCAAAAUCUAGACAGCACAGACCAACAGUCUCUUAAAAAUUUAAUAGCGGAGUUGACGAUGGAAGUGCGGGCUUUAAAGACAGAAGUGAAGGAGCUAAAGGAAGAAAACAAAAUAAAUUUGUUGAAGCUGACAGAGGAAGUUAUUGCGGUCAAAUUGGAAAACAGGGGAAAACCCUCAGAAAGUCAAAGCCCACAAUUCGACCAACUACCAUUUUACCAUAAGAAGGAUCUUGACGAUUUCGAAGCACAGCUUUUACAAAAGCCAGAGUUGUUGGAGAAAUUUAUAUUUGUCAUGAAAUGUUUCAAGUGGACGAAAAAGCCGUUAGAUCAACGCUACAAAAACAUUUCGUUUAUGCAAACGAAAGAGUAAAAAAACGCCGUCUACCUUUGU
Molecule: messenger RNA, 750 nt
Organism: Bactrocera dorsalis (oriental fruit fly)
Lineage: Eukaryota; Metazoa; Arthropoda; Insecta; Diptera; Tephritidae
Exons: 4
Coding region: 307-729 (140 amino acids)
Source: RefSeq, a predicted model, not a curated record